AUGUCUGAAGAAGCUUCUUCUCCCUCUUCCUCAUCGGAAAUCACCAUCACCGUCAAAGGUCCAUCUGAACUCAAGCUGUCCAUGACUAUCUCACCGGACAAGACAGUGCUGGAUUUGAAAGAGUCAAUAGCCUCGAAAUCCGAUGUGGAGAAGGAAAGACAAAGGCUGAUCUAUUCUGGUAAAGUACUCAAAGAUGAAGAUACGAUAUCAUCAUACAAGAUCCAGACCGGACAUACUAUACAUAUGGUCAAAGGCGCAGCCAAGUCCAACACCCCAGCGACCACAUCAACAACGGGCGGAUCAAGUUCUUCAGCAGCUUUACCUCGAUUACCUCAGAUGGGAACUGGAUUGAACGUGGGCAGUAAUCCGAUUGAUAACGUCGAAAACAUCCAUCAUGGAUUAGCAGGAUUUAACCCUUUUGCUGGUCAACCUGGCUUAGACAAUAUGUUUGAUCCUAAUGCUAUGACUGGAAUGAUGAAUAACCCAGAUUUCCUCAGAUCAAUGGCUGAUAUGAUGUCUCGACCAGAAGUCUUAGAUCAGAUAAUCGCUUCCAACCCUCAAUUACAAUCUAUGGGACCCCAAGUCCGACAGAUGAUGCAAUCCCCCUUCUUUAGACAGAUGAUGUCUAAUCCUGAGACUCUCAGAGCCAUGAUGCAAAUGAACGCUUCGAUGGCUGGACAAGGAGGUGCAGGAGGACUAGGAGGAUUCAACCCCUUUGGUGCAGCUCCAGGGGCCGGUCAAACUCCACAAGCAGGCAAUAACCCUCCUUCAGAUCCGUUCCCCAAUUUAUUCGCUCCCAACGCCCCAACUACCAAUACCGACAACAACAACAAUAAUAACAGUCAGAAUCCUUCAACUCCAUCUGGUGGAAAUGCCCAACCUCCUAAUCCCUUAGCCGCCUUAUUUGGCGGAGCAGGUGCAGGAGCAGGUGCCGGUGGACCUGGUGGAGCUGGUGGCAAUCCCUUUGGAUUUGAUCCUUCGUUGCUUUUCGGCGGUGGUCCUGGUGGAUUUGGCGGGUUCGGUGCGCCUGCUGCACCAAGGGAUGAGAGACCCCCUGAAGAGAUCUAUGCGACUCAGUUAGGUCAAUUGAACGCUAUGGGUUUGUGGGACGCUCAGAAGAAUAUAAGAGCUUUGAGAUCGACAGGAGGGAACGUAGAAGCUGCGAUAGAGUUGAUCUUCUCUGGGCAGCUAGAUUAG
Molecule: messenger RNA, 1197 nt
Organism: Kwoniella mangroviensis CBS 8507
Lineage: Eukaryota; Fungi; Basidiomycota; Tremellomycetes; Tremellales; Cryptococcaceae
Exons: 10
Coding region: 1-1197 (398 amino acids)
Biological process (GO): ubiquitin-dependent protein catabolic process
Cellular component (GO): cytosol
Molecular function (GO): polyubiquitin modification-dependent protein binding
Source: RefSeq, a predicted model, not a curated record